GUUUUACUCAUUUUUGUUCGUAGGACUGUCCGCUGCAGCUGUGGUGGGAGCGGAGUGAACUCAGGAGAAAAUUACAGGGACAGAAAGAACAACGCACACUUGGGAUAGUACCACGGCAUUACGCGGAUUUAACGGUUUUGCUCCAUUGUUUAACAACAGGAGACAAAGAUGACUAUGCAAAUGGGGGAGCGUGAUGGCAUGGUGAAAGUGUCAGAGUGGCAGCAGACCAUGUACAGCACAGACUCUGGAAUCCAGUCCGGAGCCACCACCGUGAGGGACGACGAUAGCUCCGACUACGCCACCAGCAAGCAUUACACCCUCACCACAACUGUGACCAGCCAGGACCCAGCUGAUCUAGAUGCUCAGUAUGCUCUCACCAGGACCCAGCGGAUCCGAGCAGCCAUGUUUCCUGAGACCCUAGAGGAGGGCACCAAGAUCCUGUCCACUCAGACCGACCCGUCCCAGAUGACCAAUGUCCAGAGACUCGCCGAGCCCUCCCAGAUGUUAAAAACUGCCAUCAUCCACCUUAUCAACUACCAGGACGACGCCGAGCUGGCCACACGCGCUAUACCUGAGCUCACCAAACUGCUCAAUGAUGAAGACCAGGUUGUGGUCAGUAAGGCAGCCCAGAUUGUGAACCAGCUGACCCGUAAAGAGGCGUCUCGGCGUGCCCUGAUGCAGUCUCCACAGAUGGUGGCCGCCGUGGUGAGGGCCAUGCAAAACACCAGUGAUAUGGAGACGGCCCGGGCCACUGCCAGCAUCCUUCACAACCUGUCCCACCAAAGAGAGGGUCUGCUGUCCAUCUUCAAGUCUGGAGGCAUCCCUGCUUUAGUGCGCAUGCUCAGCUCCCCCAUGGAGUCUGUGCUCUUCUAUGCCAUCACCACACUCCACAACCUGCUGCUGCACCAGGAGGGAGCCAAGAUGGCCGUACGUCUGGCCGAUGGGCUGCAGAGGAUGGUGCCCCUUUUGAAGAAGAGCAACCCCAAGUUCUUGGCCAUCACCACAGAUUGUCUGCAACUGCUGUCUUACGGCAACCAGGAGAGCAAGCUCAUCAUCUUGGCUAAUGGGGGUCCUGAAGGUCUGGUACACAUCAUGAGAACCUACAACUAUGAGAAACUGCUGUGGACCACAAGCAGAGUACUCAAAGUUCUCUCUGUUUGCCCCAGCAACAAACCCGCUAUAGUGGAGGCUGGUGGGAUGCAGGCUUUGGGGAAACACCUCACUGGGGGCAGUCAGCGUUUGAUGCAGAACUGCCUGUGGACCCUCAGAAACCUCUCAGACGCUGCUACCAGACAGGAGGGCAUGGACAGCCUCCUCCAGACAUUGGUUGGUCUUCUCAGCUCCGACGACAUCAACAUGCUCACCUGUGCUACCGGCAUCCUGUCCAACCUCACCUGCAACAACGCCCACAACAAGAGCCUGGUCACUCAAAGCAAUGGAGUUGAAGCUCUGAUCCACGCCAUCCUGAGAGCUGGAGAGAAGGAGGAUGUGACCGAGCCCGCCGUGUGCGCCCUCCGCCACCUCACAUCCAGACACCAGCAUGCAGAGCUCGCCCAAAACGCAGUUCGGAGACACUAUGGCAUCCCCGCCAUCGUCAAACUGCUCAACCAGCCCUACUACUGGCCUGUCAUCAAGGCAGCAGUUGGCUUGAUCCGUAACCUGGCCCUUUGUCAAGAGAACCAGGCCCCUCUGAGAGAUGCGGGCGCCGUCCCACGUCUGGUCAACCUCCUGCUCAAAGCCCACCAGGACGCUCAGAAACAUGACUCCUCCAGCGCGCAGACAUACCAGGAUGGAGUGAGAAUGGAGGAGAUUGUGGAGGGAUGCACUGGAGCUCUGCACAUACUCGCCAGAGACCCAAUCAACAGAGCAGAGAUCGCUAACCUCCAGGCCAUUCCUCUGUUUGUCCAGCUGCUGUACUCUCCAGUGGACAAUGUGAAGCGGGUGGCGGCUGGUGUUCUAUGUGAACUGGCUCUGGACAAACCAUCUGCAGAGAUCAUCGACAGUGAGGGUGCCUCCGCUCCUCUCAUGGAGCUGCUGCACUCCAACAACGAGGGCAUCGCUACUUACGCUGCAGCAGUGCUUUUCCGUAUCUCUGAAGACAAGAACUCUGAUUACAAGAAGCGUGUGUCUGUGGAGCUCACGCACUCGCUGUUCAAACACGACCCUGCUGCCUGGGAAAUGGCUCAUAAUUCUCUCCCCAUGGAUGGCGCGUAUCCAGACGAGCUGGAUGCAGGUGGUUUUCAAGGUUAUGGAUACGGAGGUGACAUUCCCAUGGACGGUAUGGACGGCAACAUGAUGCACGAUGAAUACGGUGGCACUAUGCAAUACGAGAGACAAGGGUUCCAUGAAUAUUAAAGAUCUGGAAGAAGCAGACGUCCAACAAGCUGACGAACUGGGACAAAAAAGAGGAUUUAUGUCAGUAGAGCUGUUGACUCUGCUCUGCUUAGUGUAAUAUAUGCAAUUCUCUCCGAGUACGGGAAUCUUACAGGGCUAAUCUGUGUUUUAUAGCCGCACUUUGCUGAUUUUAAUGACAGUAAUGCUUGUAGGUUGAGAGCCUUUUAAGAGUGCAUGUGUAUGUAUGUGUGACAAUGCUUUCGGGUGGGUGUUCUAUGCCAAAGAAAUUUUAUUUUGUGACUAUAAUAAUCCUAUAGCUUCCUUCUUUUUUAUAUGAAAUGAAAGUUAGUGAAAGAGACACUGCCGGAGGGGGCUCAGAAGUGUACACGCUUUGUUCUUCUCAAUGCUUUUGUAACACACUGUUGUCUAUCAUGUAGUUUUGACACUAGUUUGGUACAGAUCAGUAGAAAUACUCAUCCAAAAACAUAUAUUAAAAAAGGGCCAAAUCAGUCUUUACUCUAAUCACCUUUCUAAUAUGUGUGGCAUUUUAAAGCUAGUAUACAUCACAUUGAAAUCGUAUACACACUGUGGCAAUGACCACGUUUGUAAAAGGUUAAGUGAUUAUAUGGAAAAUGCCUGGGUUGGCCCUACAAAACUACUGACUGGGAAAAUUGUCUUUCUACCUAAUAAGAGUUUUUACUGAAAUGUGGUUAAUAAAAUAAAGGUUAUAUUAAACA
Periophthalmus magnuspinnatus is the source of this 3071-nucleotide messenger RNA. Its product is annotated as junction plakoglobin-like. Gene Ontology annotation, biological process: positive regulation of transcription by RNA polymerase II; cell adhesion. The transcript has 16 exons. Lineage: Eukaryota; Metazoa; Chordata; Actinopteri; Gobiiformes; Gobiidae. The coding region runs from base 169 to 2355 and encodes 728 amino acids. Gene Ontology annotation, molecular function: alpha-catenin binding; protein phosphatase binding; cadherin binding. Gene Ontology annotation, cellular component: catenin complex; adherens junction. The record is from RefSeq and is a predicted model, not a curated record.